Molecule: messenger RNA, 3538 nt
Organism: Rhinolophus ferrumequinum (greater horseshoe bat)
Lineage: Eukaryota; Metazoa; Chordata; Mammalia; Chiroptera; Rhinolophidae
Gene: SPINK5
Product: serine peptidase inhibitor Kazal type 5
Exons: 33
Coding region: 81-3245 (1054 amino acids)
Molecular function (GO): protein binding
Source: RefSeq, a predicted model, not a curated record
CUCCCCGGGUUCAGUCCUAGAGCACCAGCUGGUGAGCAAUGCAAGGAGCAGACUUGUAACCGACUUACAUCAUCUUCAUCAUGAAGAUAGUCCCGGUGCCAGUACUUCUGACCCUGGCUCUUUGCCUCAUACAAGAUGCUGCCAGUAAGGAGGAAAAUCAGGAAACAUGCAAUAAUUUUCGGGUAUUCAUGAAAAAUGGGAAGUUGUUUUGUUCCCAGGAUAAAAAACUUCUUAAAUUCCCUGAUGAAAUAGUCUUCCUCAAAAAAUGUGCCAGGUGCAAAAUAGUACUGGAAAAAGAAGCAAAAUCCCAGAAAAGGGCCAGGUAUUUAGGAAGAGCCACCAGGGCCACUGCCCCAGCAAAGAUGAAUUGUGAUGAUUUCGAGAAAGGAGAAAGAGAUGGGGAUUUUAUCUGUCCCUUUGAUAUUGCAGCUGUCUGUGGCACAGAUGGGAAAACAUACAGCAACAGGUGUGCACUGUGUGCUGAGAACAUUAAAACCAGGUCCCAAGUUGGCAUAAAACAUGAAGGGGAAUGCAAAGGCAGUAAUCCAGAGCAGGAUGUGUGUAGUGCUUUUCGGCCUUAUGUGAGAGAUGGAAGACUUGGAUGCACAAGGGAAAAUGAUCCAGUUCUUGGUCCUGAUGGAAGGACACAUGGCAAUAAGUGUGCAAUGUGUGCUGAGCUGUUUUUAAAGGAAGUUGAAGAAAAUGCCAAGAAAUAUAAUGAAACCAGAAUUCGAAGAAGUGCUGAAAAGGAUUUUUGCAAAGAAUAUGAAAACCAAGUGAGGAAUGGAAGACUUUUCUGUACACGGGAGAGCGACCCAGUCCGUGGUCCUGAUGGCAGGAUGCAUGGCAACAAAUGUGCCCUGUGUGCUGAAGUUUUCAAACGGCGUUUUUCAGAAGAAAGAAAUAAAGCAGAUGAAAACCUGAGAAAGGCUGAAGAAAAAGUUAAAGUUAAAAGAGAAACUGAGAAACUCUGCCGUGAAUAUCAGAAUCAUGCAAGGAAUGGAAUGUUUUUCUGUACCAGAGAAAAUGACCCCGUUCGUGGUCCAGAUGGGAAAAUGCAUGGCAAUUUGUGUUCCAUGUGUCAAGCUUUCUACCAAGCAGAAGCCGCAGAAAAGAAAACGGCAGAAGCAAAACGUAAAAGAGAAUCUGAAAAAGCAGCCUCAUUUUCAGAGCUGUGCAGUGAGCAUCGCAAGUUUGUGAAGAAUGGAAAACUCCCUUGCAUCAGAGAGAACGACUUCAUCCAAGGCCCUGAUGGGAAAAUCUAUGGCAACACCUGCUACAUGUGUGAGGCCUUCUUCCAAGCAGAAGAAGAAGAAAAGAAAAAGAAGGAAGCUGAAUCAAGAAAUAAGCGACAAGAUGGGAAUACAACUUCCUUUGAGGACUUGUGCAGUGAAUUCCGCAAAUCGAGGAGGAAUGGACCACUCCUCUGCACCAGAGAGAACGACCCCAUCCAGGGCCCGGAUGGGAAAAUGCACGGCAACACCUGCUCCAUGUGUGAGGUUUUCUUUCAACAAGAAGAAAGAGCAAGAGCAAAGGCUAAAAGAGAAGCUGCAAAGGAACUCUGCAGUGAAUUUCGGAACCAAGUAAGGAAUGGAAUACUCCCCUGCACCAGGGAGAAUGACCCUGUCCGUGGCCCCGAUGGCAAAAUGCACGGAAACAAGUGUGCCAUGUGUGCAAGUGUAUUCAAACUUGAAGAAGAAGAAAAGAAAACUAAUAUCAAGGAAGGAGAGGAGAAAGUUGAAGCUCAGAAAGUUAAGAGAGAAGCAAUACAGGAGCUGUGCAGUGAAUACCGUAAAUUUGUGAGGAACCGACGACUUUUCUGCACCAGAGAGAAUGACCCCAUCGAGGGCCUUGAUGGGAAAAUCCAUGGCAACACCUGCUCCAUGUGUGAAGCCUUCUUCCAGCAAGAAGCAAAAGAAAAAGAAGAAGCUGAAUCCAGAAUAAAAGUUAAGAGAGCAGCUGAAAAGGAUAGGUGCAAUGAAUAUCGGAGCCUUUUGCAAGAUGGAAAUCUUUUCUGCACACGAGAAAAUGAUCCUGUGCGUGGCCCAGAUGGCAAGACCCAUGGCAACAUGUGUGCCAUGUGUAAAUCAGUCUUCCAGAAAGAAGAUGAAGAAAGAAAGAGAAAAGAACAGGAAAGUCAGAGAAUUGCUACAGGGCAUGAUGCCAAUGGUGGUGAAAGCGGGAAAGCUCAGGACCAAUGUGCUGAGUUUCGGGAAAACAUGAAAAAUGGAAGACUCAGCUGUACCAGGGAGAGUGAUCCUGUACGUGAUGCUGAUGGCAAAUCAUACAACAAUAAGUGUACCAUGUGUAAAGAGAUACUGCAAAGAGAAGCAGAUGAAAAAAACAAGCAUUCUGGCUCCAGAUCAAAUGGGACUGAAUCGGCAUCAGGAAAGGAUACGUGUAAUGAGUUUAGAAGCCAAAUGAAAAAUGGACAACUUAUCUGCACUCGAGAAAGUGACCCUGUCCGGGAUUCAAAUGGCAAAACACAUGGCAAUAAAUGUGCUAUGUGUAAGGAAAAGCUGGAAAGGGAAGCAGCUGAAAGAAAAAAAGAGGAAAAUAAUAGGACAAACACAAGAGAAAAGAACAAUGAAAAACAGGAUCAGUGUCAUGAAUUUCGGAGCAUGGUGAGAGAUGGAAAGCUCAUCUGCACCAGAGAAAAUGACCCAGUUCGAGGUCCAUAUGGCAAGAUGCACGUCAACAAGUGUGCAAUGUGUCAGAGCAUCUUUGAGCGAGAAGCUGGUGAAAGAAAAGAGAACGAUGAAGAAAAACCACAUGACCAGUCUUCAAAUGAUGCAAAGGACCAGUGUGGUAACUUUCGGAGAUAUAUGAGGAAUGAUGAGCUCUUGUGCACUCGAGAAAAUGAUCCCGUGCGAGGAGCUGAUGGGAAGUUAUACAAAAACCAGUGCUACAUGUGCAGAGAUGUCUUUCAGAAAGAAGCUUUGGAAAGGGCAAAACUUCAAGAAAAGCCAUCGCACAUUAGAGCUUCUGAAGAGGAUUCCCGUAUUUCUACUCUGGAUUCUGAGAUGUGCAAACACUAUCGAGUAUUGCCCAAGAUGGGUUACCUUUGCCCAAAGGAUUUACAUCUUGUCUGUGGUGACGAUGGCCAGACAUACAACAACCCCUGCAUGCUCUGUCAUGAAAACUUAGUGCACCAAACUAAUACACGCAUACGCAGCGAAGGGAAGUGUGAGGAGACUAGCACCCAAGGAACACCACCACCCAGCAUGCCAGCCUCUGAUGAAUGAUGCGAGGAUUGGCGACAGCCGUGAGGGAAAGUGUAUGCCCCAAUUCUGAAUUGCCUACCUUCACCAACUGUGUAUACAAAGAAUUCUUCGGAGCUCGUCUUAUUAACUAUAGAAAACAAUAGAGAGCUGUUGAGGGGAAUGUUCUCACUGACUUUCAGUCUUUUCCAUCUCUUUCCUCCUCAAUUCUGUGAUUGGAGGACACAGACAUCUCCACCCAGUCUGUGCUCUAAAAACCUCCCGAUCACAACGCUGUCUGUCCAACUACUUGUUCAAUAAAAGCACACCCAGCAGAA